This is a messenger RNA of Pelagomonas calceolata, 2288 nucleotides long. NCBI's taxonomy places the organism in Eukaryota, Pelagophyceae, Pelagomonadales, Pelagomonadaceae. The record is from the annotation of a GenBank genome assembly.
AAAAUGCCCGAACAGCUCGUCCUUAAACCUCAAACCUCAGAACCUUCAAAACCAAAACAACCCCUAGGAUGAGUAUAAAACACCUAGCGUGUCGACGCACUAGCCAUGAAAAGCGUGGCACAGCCAGACGCCGCUGCGGACCCGAGGCAGCCCGGCGCGCGGUUGCUGCUCCCCACCGUGCUGCCCCUGCGCGGGUGAGUGGAGUACCGCCCGCCCCCCAUCCCAUCACACUACAAGAUGGCGCACAUGGUGAAAUCCACCUUCCUGAUGCUCGUCGCGAACUUCGUCCACAGUCCCAGCUCCUUGCGGUCAGGAGAGGUGCCUACGCUGCUCGACGUUUCGUCCAUCGCGGGGGUGGACGCCACAAGCGUGGUUGAGGUCGGCGCCGUCGUCGUCCCCGCAGCCAUCUACACCAGCAUUUGGCUCUGGCAUGGUCCGUCGCCUCGUCCCUGGGUCAUUAUUAUUGACUUCGCCCUGGACGGCACCGCCCCGGCGAGAGAGGCGCGGCGACGACGCCAUCGCCGCGCAAGAAGCUACUCGUCGAUGGCCCUCCAUGCCGAUGCGACGUACACCGUCCACUUCGGCGAUGGCACAAACUUGACUGGUGUGCGUGAAGCAUGUUUCGCCGCCGCGCCCGCUGCAGCGAAGGCGUCGACCGUGCUCGCGGCCACGUCCAUGGGGUCCUGCGCGGAUACCGUCGAACUCAAAGUCGAAGAUAUGAGCACGGGCAACUGCUUCGUGUACUCGUGCCGCAAGACGAUGCCCUUGUCAGACGUGUGGGAGUCCUUGGGCUCUGUAUAGGGCGGCGCGCACAUCAUGUGUUUGCGGUGCCUUCCGACGCGUCGAUCUCCGCGCCAUCGACGCGGCGUCUGCUCGAUGGUGCGGCGAUGCCGUUUCCUAAUCAUUCGAUCGACGGAGUGAUAUACGAGCCUGCGCAUCCGACGGUCGAUUUGCACGCAGGCGGUGGGUGACUGCCCCAGCAAGCUCCGUAUUCUCAACGAGGAAGGCUGCUUGAUGCGCCCGCGCUUGUCUCCAGAGGACCAGGACCUCGGCAGCAGCGCUACUUUGUAUUGUUAUCGUGAGCAGAGCGGCGGCGGCGGUGGUUCGACGGAGGUUUUCCCAUCUGCAGAUGUCCCAGAGGGCGAGAAGCCCUUGAAAGCGAAAGCUAAAGCCCGCAAAGUCGGUCAGCUGAACCUACGGGAGGAAGACGUCGUAAUGAAAACGGUUAACGAGCUCACGACGGACGUGCGGCUACCAGAUGGUUUUACCCGCGGAAACAACCAUGUAUGGACAUCAUCAUUGGACGAAGGGGCCGAGGAGGCGGUUCUCAAGCUCAUGCGGCUCCGUCACGACAUGAAAAAGGAAGGGCGAAUCGCGCUCUACGAGGUCGUUAACGUCGAGACAAUAUCGGUGGACGAUAUCCCCGACGGAUGGGCGCCCAAGAAAGGCACGAAGGCACACACGAAGCUGUUCCGCGGUUUGCCAAAGGUCAUCAAGACGACCUUUGGCAAACGUCUUGAUUCGGGCGUCGCGGCGGACGGCUGGUAGUCCUCGCUCGCGCGACGACUUCCUGCUUCUAGGGGUCGGCGAUGUCCCCACGAAGGCCGCCGGGCCCGCCACCUUGUCGACGGUCUGCGUGGUCGUAGACGUCGUCGCGGGCGCAGGAAGAAGCCCGUUACUACAGGUAGUGCGGGCCGCGGCGCGCGCGCUCCAGGGCGCCGACGGUAAAUGCGUCGCCCCGAGACCGAGCUUGUACCGCAUCCAGUCCAUCUCGCGGGUGGCCCGCACGCAAUCCACCCUAUUACAGCAAGGAACGCCGUCGAGCACAGACACGAACGUGCACCGGCACAUCGUGCAGGUCAUCAACACACACUCGACCUCGCCGACUAGGAAUACCGCAGCGCCACGGGAAGUAGCAGCCGCUGCGGCCACGGACUUGCACCGCUUCUUUUGAGAUCCGCGGCUCCGCGGCGCACCGCCCGAGGGGCUGAAACCGAGCGGCGGCGUCCCGAAUGACACACCCCUCCUUCGUGUGUGCGACGUGCCGCAGCCACCGCUGCAAUUGUUGUUAGUGCAAGACAUGUCGCUUCUCACCGCGCGCUGCGCGUGCGCUCAGUAAUUUGCUUUUAACGGUAGUUUGGCACAGUUUGCCCGUCCUUCGGCGCGUAGCGUGCGUCCGCGUCCUGCCGCUGCCACAGCAGCACAAUAGGCCUUGAUCGAGCUUCGCGCAGCGUGGUUACGGUCCGCGCGCGGCCUGCUGCGGUGAGCAACCGGCGCCGCAAUUCGCA